Messenger RNA from Anarrhichthys ocellatus (wolf-eel), 1082 nucleotides. It is a transcript of the gene ccl27a, whose product is annotated as chemokine (C-C motif) ligand 27a. The record is from RefSeq and is a predicted model, not a curated record. Gene Ontology annotation, molecular function: chemokine activity. NCBI's taxonomy places the organism in Eukaryota, Metazoa, Chordata, Actinopteri, Perciformes, Anarhichadidae. Gene Ontology annotation, biological process: immune response. The transcript is spliced from 3 exons. Gene Ontology annotation, cellular component: extracellular region. The coding region runs from base 177 to 470 and encodes 97 amino acids.
UCCAUUGAGAAAGAUGCUGGACGGUUUGAGAACAUGCUGCCUCUGCCUGAGGUUGGGUGUUUGCACACCGGUGUGUGUGUGUGUGUGUGGGUAGAUGUGUGUGUGUGUGUGUGUGUGUUCAGUGCCAGUAUUUAUAGAGCAAGGAUAGACUCUGUUUCAUAAUUUUCUCCGUCAUCAUGGAGCUGAAAGUUGCGUUUGUGACUGUCUGCCUCUGUGCUUUGGCCAUCACCUCAACUGAAGCUGGCAUCCCAAAAUGCUGCAUCGCAACGAAACAGGACAUCCCUGCUCGAAUGCUGCGGAAGGUUCAAGGAUGGAGCAUGCAGCACAGCAGCGGCGCCUGUGACAUCCCUGCACUGAUACUGCGAGUAAAGGACAUGAGGAGGCCCGUGUGUGCUCAUCCCAAAGUGAAGAGAGCCCUGAUGAUGCUGCAGUGGCGGAUGAAACAGAACAAGCAGAAAGCAGCUUACUGAGAUGUCGCGUUUUACUACAGUUGGUGUUUCAAGAGCUCGUGUCAUACAGAAAGCCCUUAUGGAGCCUUCUCUUUCUGGUUUAUGAUCAUUCAGAGGUCCUUGUACUUUGAUUUUUGAAUUACUAUUCGCUGUAUUUCUACCCUGCAACAUUUCAGAGGGAAUUAUUGUUUUACUCCAUUACAUUUAUUGAACAGCUAUAGUUACUUUUCAAAACAAAACAUCUGAUCAGUUCAUAAAAUCUGUUGCAGUGCUAUGGAUUACCCAACAGUACGUGAAGCGAUUGAAAUCAGCUCCACUUCGACUGCCACAACAUUAAAGUACAGCUUACAUGUUAACGAUAAUCGAUAAUUAUCAUCCACUAAUAACUGAAAGGGGCUGUUCUGCAUUAUAGGUACUUUUUAACUUUGAGUGUAUUUCCUUGCUAAUACUUCUGUACUUUUACUUUUGUAAAGAAUUUGGAGUUUUACUUAUAAUGGGAUAGUUUUUAUAGUUUGGUAAAUAAUGUGAAUACUACGUCUACCUUUGCAUCUAGACAAUCAUUGUAUAAAAAAAAUCAAUCUCUGAGAAAUGUGACUUAAUAAAUGUAUUCUUUUUCUUUUGUGUUAUUCAUAU